This is a messenger RNA of Cheilinus undulatus (humphead wrasse), 2134 nucleotides long. RefSeq names its product calponin 2 (gene cnn2). The coding region runs from base 123 to 1076 and encodes 317 amino acids. Gene Ontology annotation, biological process: actomyosin structure organization. The record is from RefSeq and is a predicted model, not a curated record. Lineage: Eukaryota; Metazoa; Chordata; Actinopteri; Labriformes; Labridae. The transcript has 7 exons. Gene Ontology annotation, molecular function: actin binding.
GGAAGUAUUUAGUUCACUCCGUUUUCAUUGGAAGAGAAAGUCGGAGAUAUUUUAGCGGAGAUUUCAUCCUCAAGUCAGGAUCUUCUUUUCUACCUUUACGGAAAUCUGAAAAGUCUUUGACAAUGUGCUCGUUUAACAAAGGUCCUUCCUACGGAUUAUCGGCGGAGGUGAAAAACCGGAUCGCACAAAAGUAUGACACCCAAAAAGAAGAGGAGCUGAGGAUCUGGAUGGAAGAUGUCACCGGCAUGUGCAUCGGCCCUGACUUCCAGAAAGGCCUGAAGAGUGGGGUCAUCCUGUGCAAUCUUAUCAACAAACUUGCUCCAAACUCUGUGAAAAAGAUCAACCAGUCAUCGCUGAACUGGCAUCAGCUGGAAAACCUGACAAACUUCACCAAAGCCAUCAAGGAAUACGGCCUGAAGCCCCACGACAUCUUCGAAGCCAAUGACUUGUUUGAGAAUGGAAACAUGACACAGGUCCAGACGACCCUUCUUGCACUGGCUAGCAUGGCGAAGACUCGGGGCUGCCAGUCACGGGUGGACAUUGGCGUGAAGUACGCUGACAAGGCAGAGAGGUUGUUUGACGAGGACACAAUGAGGGCUGGACAGAGCAUCAUUGGUCUACAGAUGGGGACCAACAAGUGUGCCAGUCAAGCAGGUAUGAUGGCAUAUGGCACCAGAAGGCACUUAUAUGACCCCAAAAACCAGAUUCAGCCUCCCAUGGACAACACAACUAUCAGCCUGCAGAUGGGAACCAACAAGAUGGCGUCUCAGGCUGGGAUGACGGCUCCUGGGACAAGGCGUGCCAUCUAUGACACGAAGACAAACACAGACAAGUGCGACAACAGUACCAUGUCCCUACAGAUGGGCUACAGCCAGGGAGCCAACCAGAGCGGACAGAACUUCGGCCUGGGCCGGCAGAUCUACGACUCCAAGUACUGUCCAAAAGCCAGCGAAGGUGUGGAGGAUCAAAACGGCGCAGGCAUGCCUCACGACUGUAUCCCAGAUUACCAAGACGAGGGAUACCAAGGCUACCAGGAAGAGGAGCAGGUGUACCAAGAAGACGGGACAGAUUAUUAAAGCAGGAGGGUGGGCUGAGGAAGGAAAAGGGAGGAGGUAUAAAGGAGGCGAGAGAACCUCGCAGCAGGUGGUUUAUUUUUAUAUCCAUAGGAUGUUGAGCAUUUUUUGGUCAUAUCCUUUCGAGUAUUGUAUAAAAAUUUCUUUCCCCUACUUUUGGAAAACCCAUGUUACACAUAUCAUGAUGGACUAUAUUUCUGUUUUUUUUUGUAUUGAAAGUGACCACAAAAGCCAAUAUUUUUGGCUGAGUUAGUUUUAUCCCAGGGAUUUUUUAAAAAUGUGCCAAAGCCCUGUUACUUUUAUCCUAUAUGUUUUUGCUGACUCAUUAGAUCUUUAAGACUGUGGGCAACAUGAGACCAAAAGUGAAACAUUAGGGAGUUUUUAACCAUUUUCCAAUCCAUUGCCGCUUGUUGAGAUCAAAACACCUGUGUGUGUGUUUAUGGCAGUACCAUUGGUGUAAACGCUGUAAUUCCUGUGAAAGAGAAUGUACAUUGUGUCUUUUACUUUCUUUAUUGUCCUUUGCAUUCCUUCAGUAUUGCUCUUUGUUACACACGGCAGUUAAUAGUUUGGUUUUUCAACCAGAUGCAGGAAACAAAAUUGAUAUAUAGUUUGUUUUCCCUCUCAGAACAACCCACUCUUUUAUAUUCUGUCUGUUCUCUCGCUUGUUUCGGUUAUUUCGUUUUUAAUAGAGGAAAUAUUUCCUCUGUUUGUAUAACCAGUCCAACUCAAGUUCAGCUUGUUUUCUUUGGAUUUAGGCUGGUGGGGGAGGAUAAAAUAAUACUCGAGUGAAGUCUUCAACAUUCCAUGCAAAAAAUACUGGAUCCUUUUUUUGUCAGUAAUGUUUCGGGGAAUCAUUCUGAAAUAUUGGUUGACAUGUGGACUAAUGCUAAUCAUAUUAAAUCAUUAUUAUUUAUGCAUAUUAUAGUUUGAAUGGGGUGGUUUUGUAACUUGAUUCUGAUUAACAGUUGGUGUUGGACUAUUCUAUGCCAAUGGAAAAAAUGCUCGAAUUGAGAAGUAUGUUUUUGUGAAUACAGUGUAAUAAAGAUUCGUAUUCAUAGUCA